CCCAACAAUAUAAAAUCCCGUCUUUUUUUCACUGUCUCUCACACUCUCUCUCUUCACCCGCUACUAUUUUCUUUCGCCAGUCACACACCACUACAUGGCCCACUCCAAGGCACUUCCGUGCGACUCCGACGGUGCCUGCUGCCCCUGUUCAAGCAUCGGCUCCCGCCGUUGCCGGAAACUCCGACAGCUUAGUGGCGGCGAUCCGGGCGAUUCAGGGAGACACCUCACUCACUGACGAGGAGAAGGCAAAGAAGAGACAGGAGCUCGUUUCUCGCUCCUCGAAGCCACUCGCAGCAGCGGAGAAUGGCAAAGCAGAGAAGGACAUCUUCGAUGGGAGUCUGAACUGCUCAAUCUGCAUGCAGUUGCCGGAGAGACCCGUCACGACGCCGUGUGGUCACAACUUUUGUUUGAAGUGCUUCCAGAAGUGGAUUGGGCAGGCAAAGCGGACCUGUGCGAACUGUCGCAGUCAGAUCCCACCUAAGAUGGCCGAAAACCCUCGGAUUAAUGACCAGCUGGCCAUUGCGAUCCGUUUGGCGAGGCAAAUGAAGGCCACGGGGAUGGUGGGUGCGGUAGCGCAGCCCAAGGUGUAUGUUUCUCGAAAAAACGACGAGCUUCCAGACACUUGCUUCACCACUGAGCGGGCGAAGAAGACUGGCAAGGCCAACGCGUGCAGUGGUAAGAUUUUUGUGACGAUCCCUUCGGAUUUUUUGGGUCCAAUCACUGCUGAGUAUGAUCCCAGGAACAAUCGUGGGGUUCUUGUUGGGGAUACUUGGGAAGACAGAAUGGAUUGCAGGCAGUGGGGCGCCCAUUUCCCUCAUGUUGCGGGCAUUGCUGGUCAAAAGGGUUUUGGUGCUCAGUCUGUAGCUCUUUCAGGUGGCUAUGUUGAUGACGAGGAUCAUGGAGAGUGGUUCCUCUACACUGGAAGUGGUGGAAAGGACCUUAGUGGCAACAAACGCACUAACAAAACACAUUCAUUUGACCAGAAGUUUGACAACAUGAAUGAGGCCCUCAGAGUGAGUUGCCAACAAGGUUAUCCUGUUAGGGUUGUGAGGUCCCACAAGGAAAAACGAUCUGCUUAUGCACCCCAAUUCGGAGUGAGGUAUGAUGGAGUUUAUCGAAUAGAGAAAUGCUGGCGUAAGAAGGGAAUACAAGGUUGCUUGGUUUGCAGAUAUUUGUUUGUUAGAUGUGACAAUGAACCAGCUCCAUGGACAAGUGAUGAACAUGGAGACCGUCCACGCCCACUUCCAGUGGUUAAAGAGUUGAAGGGGGCAAUUGAUGUAACUGAAAGGAAGAAAGCUGCAGCAUGGGAUUAUGAUGAGGAAAAGGAAUGCUGGAUGUGGAAGAGACCCCCACCACCAAGCAAGAAAAUGGAUGCUAUAAGGUGUGAAAAUGGGAUAUCAGAAAAGAUAAAAAUUGUACGAAAAGUCAAGACCAAGCCAGUGAGAGAUAGGCUUAUGAAAGAGUUUGCUUGCCUCUUGUGUCGCAAGGUGUUGAGCGUCCCUGUGACAACUCCUUGUGGCCACAACUUCUGCAAAUCCUGUUUGGAGGGUGCCUUUUCUGGCAAAAGUUUUAUCAGAAAGAGGGGAAGCGAAGGUGGGCGCACCUUGCGAGCACAGAAGAAUGUUAUGAAAUGCCCUUCAUGUUCAAUUGACAUAGCUGAAUUUCUUCAGAACCCAGAGGUUAACAGACACAUGAUGAGUGCGAUAGAAGCCCUCCUCCGCGAGGCUGAGAUGGAAGAGAGUUCUGAAGUGUCCAAUGACAAAAAUGAUGAAAAUAUAGAGACUGUGAAUGAUGAUGAUGGUACAGAAGUUUCAAAGCCUUGUGAUUCAGGUGAGAAUGUCCUAGAGGAGAUCAAGGACAAUGAUUUGAAUCAGCCACACAAGCGCAGAAAGGGUGCUGGUGAUUCAGCUAUUGUGAACACUGAGGAGCAAAUCAAUGUGGCAGGACUAGAGGACAAUGUAAUGACUUGCAGCACUUAAAAAGGUUUGGUGUUGGAUUGGAGCAAGCUAUUUUGAAAUUACAGACAUAGCUAUAUUUUUUUUGAUUGGAUGGGUAUAUAGCUACAUACAUACAUUAUUAGCAGAACCAAAGCUAUAUAACUUUUUGUUGAUGGCUAGCUCCUAGACUUUACUUUUAAUUUUUGAUUGUUUAAGCUCGUUUAGUCGAGUAAAAUUCCCCUGAUGUUGGGAUUUGUAGUUUUACUAUAGCCUAUAUAUAGCCUUGUAUGGAAUAUGGAUUGGUCAUUGGAGUAUGCUUUCAUUUUGCAACUC
Messenger RNA from Arachis duranensis, 2270 nucleotides. RefSeq names its product E3 ubiquitin-protein ligase ORTHRUS 2. Gene Ontology annotation, biological process: negative regulation of gene expression via chromosomal CpG island methylation; protein ubiquitination. Gene Ontology annotation, molecular function: ubiquitin protein ligase activity; metal ion binding. The record is from RefSeq and is a predicted model, not a curated record. Lineage: Eukaryota; Viridiplantae; Streptophyta; Magnoliopsida; Fabales; Fabaceae.